UUUGGACUUCCCCAAUCUCUCAAACCUCUUUUUAUUGUUGCAUCUCGAAUCGAAGCGCCUCAUACUUAUCCAUCGCUCUAAAACCCCUAACCCCUCCGCCUCUGCCGCCGCCGGUGCCCGGGGGUGAUCUUUUCCGGCGACCGUUGAUUUCUUCCCUUCCUGUGAAACCCUUGACCAUCUCCACCAUGGCGGCGAUAGCUUCCUCCGACGCCACCGACGGACCUGUUCUGAGCCUCAUCAACAAGCGUCUCCGUGCCCUACGCAAGAAAUACAACAGGAUUCUUCAGAUGGAAGAGUCGAUUGCUCAGGGGAAAACCAUUAACAAGGAGCAAGAAGAAGUCCUACGCUCCAAGCCCGGUCUCGUCGCCACUAUCGAUGAGCUCGAGAAGCUUCGCGCUCCUCUCUCCGCCGCUGUGUCGGAGGAAAUCAGCCUCGCCAUCCAGUGUCACCAGGUUUCGUCCGAUCAAACCAACGCUCUCGACAACAAGGAACGCCAAAGUGACGAUUCUGCGGUUCCGCAGGAGAGCGGCGGCCACGGUGGCGCUGCGGUGGAUGAUCUGAUGAAUCUCCUGUACUUCGGUUCGCUCUUCGACGUGAAGUCCCAGAGCGAGUUUGCUUCGACAAUGUUGACCAGGACGCACGAGCGAGGUUGCUGCUUGACUUACGAUUACGUUACCGAUGACGCGACGGAUCUGCUCGGCGAACGGGAUUUGGAUUUGAUUUCGAGGCUUGGCAGUCUGAUGAUUUCUCGGCCGGUGGAUUCGAGCUUAUCCCACAAGAACGCAUUGGAGCGUUGCAUCGAGCAUGCCAAGCUAUGGCUCGUUAACUCGGAUCAACCGAUUGAACAGAACGCCAAUGUCUCAUAUGCUGGAUUGAGGGAGAAGCUGAGGAAGAUAAUGGCUUUUGAUUACUUGUCGACAGUUCCGGAGAUGAAAGCGCCGGUUGAGGUGGCCGCCGCAGCAGGGCACUACGUUUCUUUCCAGGCGACUGGUGUACCCGUUGAGGCCACUAUCCAAGUGGAAGGCUCAGCUGCCCAUUUCCAGCAAAAGGGAGAAGAUCCAUCAAAAUUCGAAGAAGAAGGUGGAGAUGUGGAUGAUCAUCAAUCGCCUCAAGACGAACACCAGAAGGAUGAGACAGAGAUGGAAGUAGCUCAGGUUCCAGUUGAGGUUGUCGUCCCUGAACAGCAGGAACAACAAGUUCACUAUCAGACAGAACAAGACCAUGGUAAGAGAGAGUUUGAGCACAAGGACCAAGAGUAUGUGCCUCGACGGUCAUACCAGAACCAGAGAGGAGGCCGAGGUGGUGGCCGUAGGGGCUACUCUAAUGGCCGAGGUGGGCGAGCCGGUGGAGGAGGUCGAGGUGGUGUCUACCAGAAUGGAAGGAACCAGCAGUAUUAUGAACAGUCUGGUGGGAACUAUUACCAAAAGAACUACUACAAUAACUGGGGAAGGGGUGGUCGUGGUGGUGGUCAAUACAACCACCAUGGCUCAGCAGCUCAUAUGGCCGGCCAUGGCUCGUCUGAUGUCGGUGGUGGCUCCUCUUAAAGAGUAUUUGCUUCGGGAUUUGGCGUUUUGGCUUCUUCUUCUCUUCUACAUGAACUAUGAUGAAUCUGUUAAUUAUGUCUCCUGAAAAACUAGUCAUUCAGUAUUGAAUUCGGUCUAUUCCGGUUUGGUUCGACAGUAUUUCGGUUUGAUUAUGGUUCGUAUUUAGUUUUUAUUGAUAAAAACUUCUAUUUUUCAACAAAAAAA
Tarenaya hassleriana is the source of this 1748-nucleotide messenger RNA. RefSeq lists its product as uncharacterized. Lineage: Eukaryota; Viridiplantae; Streptophyta; Magnoliopsida; Brassicales; Cleomaceae. The transcript is spliced from 6 exons. Bases 186 to 1544 code for a protein of 452 amino acids. The record is from RefSeq and is a predicted model, not a curated record.